CUUGAAAUAACAGAAGAAUCGCUUGUAUGGAAAGCAAGAUCUAUUGCAGAUAAACCCAAGAAAGAAAAAUAAAUAAAUAAAGAAGCCUUGCUUGGACUUCGUUGUGCUAUAUAUCCAGGCAAUCAUAUGCUCUUGAAGUGAUUCAAAAGCCUCACAUCUCUCUCUCUCAUCAUCCAUCAUCACCUUCAUCAUGAGAAUGUGGGCUGAGCAAAAGAAGAGUGUGUUCUGGCCUCUUCUCAUCACCAUUCUUCAAAUCAUGAGUUGGGUGUCAGCAGCAAGCAGGCUUUUUCCACGUGAAGUUGAAGUCCAAGCUCCAAGCUCCAUGCAAUCUGGUUGGGAAUCAAAACAGGGUUUCAAGAGCAAGGAAAUGGAAGGAGGAUUGCAUGAAGAGGCAUUUGAAGCGUUAGGGACACUUGGGUCAAAACCACCUAGCUGUGAUAACAAGUGUGGGGGAUGCAGCCCAUGUGAGGCCACACAAGUGCCCACCACCACUGACCAUUUGGGCAUUCAAUAUUCAAACUACGAGCCUGAAGGCUGGAAAUGCAAGUGUGGUCCUUCUUUCUACAACCCAUAGAUAACAGAGAGCUGCUUCCUAUCUUUCUUUCUUUUCUUUUCUUUUCUUUUUUUCUCCCCUUCCCAUUUUCCUAUGGAAACAUGACAUCUCUACUAUACAAAACCCAUAUUCAUUGUCAAAUAUAGACAAGUUAAUGGAAUUUUGUGGGUUGAAUUC
Molecule: messenger RNA, 730 nt
Organism: Magnolia sinica
Lineage: Eukaryota; Viridiplantae; Streptophyta; Magnoliopsida; Magnoliales; Magnoliaceae
Product: EPIDERMAL PATTERNING FACTOR-like protein 6
Exons: 3
Coding region: 191-574 (127 amino acids)
Biological process (GO): guard cell differentiation; stomatal complex development
Source: RefSeq, a predicted model, not a curated record